AUAAGUUAUUAAAUAAUCAUUUCAAAUUUUAGGGAUGUCUUAUGCAACUAUUGCAUUUUACAGUUUAUAUUUAUUGUAUCCUGUAACACUUGAUCUCAUAAUACCUUUGAACGAAUCUCGUAUUCGUCUUAUUUAUUACUUUACAACGUUUUCUCACGAUCGAAUCAUGUAUCUCGAUAUUCUAUGUUUCAAUAUUACGUUUCUUAUUAUACUCGGAGUAUUAUCCAUAGCAUGUACAGAAACGUUGAUCGGAGUUUGCAGCUACUACAUAUGCAUAUUGUUGAAAAUUAUUAGCUAUCGAAUACAAAAGAUUGUUACGUAUUUGGCUAUGUUUAAACUCUCGUCCAAACAAAUUGACUCGAAACUCGUAGAGCUGUAUCGCGUAGUGGAUAUUCACAAUCAAGCUAUCGAAUUUACCAAUGUCGCGAUAAAUGCUUCAGCGAUACAUUAUAUAAUAGCUAGUCUAUUAGCUGUGAUCUCGUUGGCUAUAAAUUUGCAUCGACUAGUAAGUGUAAGUAUAAUUAAGAAGGACCAAUUAGAAAUGUCGUUCUGUUUUAUGCUUGUCACCAUUCAUUUGAUGGUUAUGUUCUUAAAUAAUUAUAAUGGUCAAAUACUUAUAGACAAUAGCCAGCAAUUGUUCGAUGAAUUAUAUGUUUCUUUGUGGUAUUCGAUACCGUUGAAAGCGCAAAAGAUCUUAUUGCUGAUCAUGUUACGAAGUUCAACAGUAUGUGCGUUUAACCUCUUUGGUUUGUUCACUCCAUGCUAUACAGGAUUUUCGACGGUAACUUGUUUGAACAAUUAUGUCACCCAACAUUUUAAUUCAACGAAAACUGAUGAAAAUUUCUAUAUUUCAGAUGUUAAGUUCGUCGUUUUCCUAUUUCACUCUCAUAUAUUCGAUACAAUAGAAAUUAUUAUAUGCAUGACACCAUGA
Apis florea (little honeybee) is the source of this 931-nucleotide messenger RNA. RefSeq lists its product as uncharacterized. The record is from RefSeq and is a predicted model, not a curated record. Gene Ontology annotation, biological process: sensory perception of smell; detection of chemical stimulus involved in sensory perception of smell. Gene Ontology annotation, cellular component: plasma membrane. Gene Ontology annotation, molecular function: olfactory receptor activity; odorant binding. NCBI's taxonomy places the organism in Eukaryota, Metazoa, Arthropoda, Insecta, Hymenoptera, Apidae.